ACCUCUUCUUCUUCUCUCCUCUCCCUACCACUAAAAUCUUAUCUUCUUUUUGACUUCUUCUUUCUCUCUCCUUCUCUAAACCUGUCGAUCCAAACUUCCGAUCUGGUGGUACUUGACGAUGGCCAAAGCACCGGCCAUGGGAUUAUCGAAACCCGCCAGAAUGAGGCCGCGCGAUGUCGAUGGGAGACGCGCGGAUGUUGGGGUCGUCGAGGAGGGCGGCCGGGGUUUGGAUGGCGGAGGGCGAAGGUAACGGUAGUCGGCAGAGUUGGGAUUCGGAUGGCGGAGGGCUGGGAUUUUUUUUUUUUUAGGAACAGAGGGCUG
Molecule: messenger RNA, 321 nt
Organism: Linum tenue
Lineage: Eukaryota; Viridiplantae; Streptophyta; Magnoliopsida; Malpighiales; Linaceae
Source: the annotation of a GenBank genome assembly